Molecule: messenger RNA, 1320 nt
Organism: Diplodia corticola
Lineage: Eukaryota; Fungi; Ascomycota; Dothideomycetes; Botryosphaeriales; Botryosphaeriaceae
Product: pyruvate formate lyase activating enzyme
Exons: 1
Coding region: 1-1320 (439 amino acids)
Molecular function (GO): catalytic activity; iron-sulfur cluster binding
Source: RefSeq, a predicted model, not a curated record
AUGCUCUGCGCGAAACCUCUCGCCCGCCCGCGGUGGCACCUACGGCUGAAGCCCGCCAUUUCCACGACUGCGGCAGCCAUAGCCGCAGCCACGCCGCCCGCCCUCCACAAUCACCACCGCCGCCACUGCAUGACGACGACGACGACGACGACGACGACUCCCCCUCCACCGCCGCCAACCCCGCGUCGACCCCUCUCCGCUCCGCUCCGCCCCACCCCCUCCCGCCGCCGCCUCCCGCCGCCUUUCCAGCGCCACCUCCACCUCGCGCCGCCCUUCCUCCUCGACGACUACAUCCCGCGCUACCUCCUCCUCGACGAGCGGCGCGCCGCCCAGAAGCGGUCAGCCGCCUACAAGCACCUGCAAAACUGCAACCUCUGCCCGCGCCAGUGCGGCGUCAACCGCUACGAGACGACGGGCGUGUGCCUGAUCGGGGCGACGACGGCCAAGGUCAACACCAUCGCGCCGCAUUUCGGCGAGGAGCCGUGCCUGCAGGGCCACAACGGGAGCGGGUCCGUCUUCUUCAGCGGGUGCAAUCUGCGCUGCGUCUUCUGCCAGAACCACGACAUCGCGCACCAGCGCAACGGCUUCGACGUCACCCCCGAGGAGCUGGCCGAGUGGUACGUCAAGCUGCAGACGGUGGGCGGCUGCCACAACGUCAACCUGGUGACGCCCGAGCAUGUGGUGCCGCAGGUGGUGCUGUCGAUUCUUGCGGCGAGGGAGAUGGGGUUGAGCAUUCCGAUCGUGUAUAAUACGAGUGCGUUUGACAGUCUGGAGAGUAUCGAGUUGUUGGACGGGCUGGUCGACAUCUAUUUGCCCGACUUCAAGGUUUGGAGGGGGGAAACGAGCAGGAGGCUGCUGAAGGCGGAUGGGUAUACGGAGGCGGCCAUGGAGAGCGUGAAGGCGAUGCACAAGCAGGUGGGCGACUUGUGCUUUACGGCGGACGGCAUUGCGAAGUCGGGGGUGCUUGUGCGGCAUUUGGUCAUGCCGGGGAAGGAGGAUGAGGGCGUGGAGAUCAUGAGGUGGUUGGCGGAGAACGUGUCGAAGGAUUUGUUUGUGCAUGUUAUGGAGCAAUAUUUCCCGCGCGCACAUGUCGGAAAGGCGAGGCGAGGGGGGAGGAAGAAGAAGGAUGAUGAGUCGGGCGAAGGAGUUGUGGAGCCGGGGGGUGUGGGGGCAAAUGAGGAAACGAACGAGACGGUGAGAUACAAGGAUAUCAACCGGGCGGUGAAGGAUGAGGAGGUAUCAAUCGUGAAGAAGGCUGCCAGGGAAGCAGGGCUCUGGCGCUUUGUGGAGGCCGCCGAGCACGGUGGUUUCAACAUAUAA